CGAUAUAAAAGGAAACUACAGUUCUCAGCCGCCUGUCCCGAAGAAGGCUACCGAUUUGACAAAGGUGAGCUAUUAUGUCUCCUCGCAUUCAGGAGGUUUACUACGUCUUUUGUAAACUCUGUUCUUAAUGGCGCCCUUUUUUUUCACCCCCCCACAGAAACCGGAAACUUCCUCUGCCUCGUUCCCACCGGCAAGGAAUGCUUCGAGUUAUGCCAGCAACACCACUGCAACGAGUGGUCCGCGUUCAACUUCAUGUACAGCAAGGACACGAGAAUACGUCGUCGAUAUGCCUGUCGUUGUGUUCGACCCUUCAACAUGUGUCUUUACAAUUAUGUCCGCUAG
Messenger RNA from Dibothriocephalus latus, 342 nucleotides. NCBI's taxonomy places the organism in Eukaryota, Metazoa, Platyhelminthes, Cestoda, Diphyllobothriidea, Diphyllobothriidae. The record is from the annotation of a GenBank genome assembly.